Saccoglossus kowalevskii is the source of this 801-nucleotide messenger RNA. RefSeq lists its product as uncharacterized. The record is from RefSeq and is a predicted model, not a curated record. Gene Ontology annotation, cellular component: membrane. Gene Ontology annotation, biological process: proteolysis. NCBI's taxonomy places the organism in Eukaryota, Metazoa, Hemichordata, Enteropneusta, Harrimaniidae. Gene Ontology annotation, molecular function: serine-type endopeptidase activity; protein binding.
AAUGUGUCAUCAGUUUAUACAAUACCGGUAAAAGAUCCCAAGGAAGUGAAAAAAGAAGAUCGCCGCCGUGUUAUUGGGUGUAUUUUCAUUUUAUGUGUAGUAUGUGUAGUGACUGCCGCCACUGUGCUCUUCGCAUUCUUCAAAAUGGACACAGAUAAAACGAAUUCCGAGGAAAAGGCCAAGGAUCCUGAAAUGAAUGUUACGCAAACUUACCACGGGACGUUUGCAAUUACAUUUAUUGACUAUAUGGCAGCUGAAUAUCUUGAUGAAUACGAUAAUCCAGAUACACCACAAUAUCAAGUAUUGGAACAGAAUAUAACCAAUAUGUUACACGAGACAUACGUUAGUGUCGACCAGUUUGUCGAGUUCUUGUACAGUGAGCUGCUGGACGUCAGGAAUGGAAGUAUAAUUGUCGACUUUAUGUUAGUCUUCAAGAUAAAACGGAAAAACUACCAAUUAUCUAUUGUUGAAUUAAAACAGGUUUUACAUCACACCAUCAUAGUAGGAGACACAGUUUUCCAAAUAGACACAGAUUCAAUAGUAAUAACGGAACAUAUUACAACACUACCACCAACAACAGUGGAGUCAACAGUACUGCCAGUGACAAUAACAUUUCCCCCUCCUCCUCCACCUCCCCCACCUCCGCCAUUUACUACACGUGCACCACCCUCGACAAUAACCACCAUGCAAACAGAAACAUCUGUUAUGACAACUAUGCGACCAUCUACACCUGGGAGAACAGCGAGAGUAACUACUCAACCACCAACAACGAAAACAACAACAGAGAGUACAUCAAUGUAA